CAUCUGUCAUCUUCAUCUUCCCACUUCUCCACCACAUUUUCAAUAAAUUCCCACUUGGCUCAGCCUCCUUGCUGGUAGAGGAGUACGCCCAACUGUAUAUAUUUUCCCCCUCCUUCUCUUCCUUUUCUAGCUUUGGUGGGACCUGAUCCACUCCGACUAUUACUACUCCGAUCUUUCUAUCGCUUUUUGGACCGUGGCCCGCAUGUCUGCCUCACGAACCACCCUGCUCAUAUAGGGAGGUUCUUAUUGACUCGUCCCACUCCCUUGUCGUCAUCUUUCUUACUCCUUCCUUCCUUCUUCCUCGUUGGGAUUAUCGCGGGUGAACCGUGGCCGUCGAGUGACCUACGCUAUCUGGCUUCCCCCGCGAAGGGAAACCAGACCCCCCUCCCACCGUCCCACCGUCUAUAUCGACGAGAUUGACCAGGACGAUGACUAUGUCUCCCUCAUUCUCGGCGAGGGCCGUGUCAGCCAUCGCCCUCGCCCUCCUUAUCCAUAACGUCGCCGCAUUGGCCGAUGACGCUUCUCCCACUAAAACCACCACGACGUCAUCGUCUCCCCAAAAAAUCCACUAUCCGUUGGCAGGACCCGACCCCAAGGGCGAUGGGGAGGACUCGGGCGAAUGCAGGCUCCUGGGGCCGUUUUCCCUUUUCGUGCAGGCCGCGCUGGGGGCGCUGGCGCUUCUAUCACUCGUUUACAAGCGGUGGAGGGAACGCCCGCAACGGCCCUUGAAAGUCUGGGCCUUUGAUGUCUCGAAGCAAGUCUUCGGCUCGGCCAUGUUGCACCUGGCCAAUCUGCUCAUGUCCAUGUUCUCGGCCGGCCAGUUGGAGAUUACCAGCGACUACAGACCCAACCCGUGUUCCUUCUACAUCUUGAACCUGGGCAUCGAUACGACUCUGGGGAUUCCCAUUCUCAUCUUUAUCCUGUACAUCCUCAAUCGGCUCGCCUCGUACACCCCUCUCGCCAACCCCCCCGAAUCCAUCCAGUCCGGAAACUAUGGUCGCCCGCCCCGCGCGACCUGGUGGUUUAAGCAGUCGAUGAUCUACUUUGUCGGGUUGCUGGGCAUGAAGAUCUGUGUCUUCUUCCUCAUCCAGCUGAUCCCGUUCAUCGUCAAGGUGGGCGAUUGGGCGCUGCGCUGGACCGAGGGCAACCCGGGCGUCCAGAUCUUCUUCGUGAUGCUCCUGUUCCCGCUCAUCAUGAACGCCGUCCAGUACUACAUCAUCGAUACCUUCAUCAAGAAGCCCGCUCACCAGUUGGAAGAGGAAGAGAGUCGGGAACACGAGGCGUCCGGUGACGAGCGGGGUCCGCACGAUGGCCUCUUGGCGGGGCUGGAGGAUAACACGCUCGAAUCGGACGACGAGUCGGGCAAAGAUACCAGGCGGGAUAUGGAAAACUCCGCACAGGCCAAGGAGCAGUUGCCACGGUAUGAGCACGAGGGCGACUACUUCUCAACGUCAUCCUCCUCCGCCAACUCUGGUGCCGAGCACAAUCACGGCCGACCGUCGCUAUCGACAAAACCUGCCACCCAGCAGUAGGCCCCUAAAAAGAAGACAUCAAUCGACUGAUGUCCACGCACUGGUUUUGCGAGUACGGGCGUUGGCUUGGAUUCAUUCAUUUCGCUUAUUGCUCAUGCAAGUCACUUCACACUGGAUGUAUAGGUGCGGUGUGUGAAGUGUCAAAAAUCAUCCAUUAGACGCAAUAUACAUAGUCUGUUACAUAGUUUCUGCAAUUGUAUACAAUCGAGUCC
Messenger RNA from Aspergillus campestris IBT 28561, 1744 nucleotides. RefSeq names its product STIMATE family protein. The record is from RefSeq and is a predicted model, not a curated record. The transcript has 2 exons. NCBI's taxonomy places the organism in Eukaryota, Fungi, Ascomycota, Eurotiomycetes, Eurotiales, Aspergillaceae. Gene Ontology annotation, cellular component: membrane. Bases 429 to 1532 code for a protein of 367 amino acids.